This is a messenger RNA of Mytilus trossulus (common blue mussel), 1927 nucleotides long. RefSeq lists its product as uncharacterized. The record is from RefSeq and is a predicted model, not a curated record. Lineage: Eukaryota; Metazoa; Mollusca; Bivalvia; Mytilida; Mytilidae. Bases 1 to 1920 code for a protein of 639 amino acids. The transcript is spliced from 12 exons.
AUGGAGACGGACGUUGUUGACAAUAUCAAAAAUUCCAAUAUAAAGGACAUGGCUUCAAAUCAUACGGACUCACAAGAAGUUCAAACAACAUUCAUUGGGGAAACAGAUAAUACUCUACUUAUAAGUUUAAGACAUCAAAAUGAACUCACAACUGCUGAUGGUAAUCCCAUAACUCAAAUUAGAGUUCUCGAAGACUCUGGAAUACAUACCCAGAACCCAGCAUAUAAUAUAACUGAUAGUUUCAACCGACAGCAAUAUGAACGACAAGGAGCAAUGCCUAAUGAAAAGAACAGAAACUUCCCAGGAGGGUUUAAGAUCAGUAAAUCUGUGAAUCCUUCAACAGAACAAAGGGAACUAGACAAAAAUAGAAAAUCAGACCAAGGGAAUUUAUCAGGAAAUACAUAUGUGACACGCCACCAUGUUUUAAAACAAGAAAAGAUUAUCAAUGUCAAUGAUGAAGUUCUGAUAAAUCUCAAAGACAAACAGAUUGAUAAAACAGUUUUGAAAUUAGUUUCUGCUGAUCCAGCAAAAUAUACCAAAACAGUGGAAAUUUUAAGACAAGAAGGACCACUAGGUCCAUUACCAACUAUACAAAAUCGGACUUAUAAACUUAAUCAUGUAGUUGAAGGUUUGAGAAAUGAAAAUAUAGACACACAAUUCAAGCAGAUAACCGGAGAUAAUGUUCCAAAUAAGUUAGCGAAUAUGUGUUCCCAUUACAUUUCUGCGUUUGGAAAUUACAAAGGUGGUGUUGUUUAUUAUGGUAUAGAAGACAAAAAAGGAAUCGUGAUUGGUAUUGACUUAUCAAACUGUACACAUGACGAAAUUGAAACUGCACUUGAAAUUAAAAUUGGAGGAAUGAUCUUCGGUAAAUCUAUCACAAAACUAACAAGAAAAAGACAUUGGGAUACUCAAUAUUUUGAUAAAGAGGAAGAUGGAGAAGGGAACGCUAUCAUGCCAAACAGGAAGGUUAUAGCUGUCAAAGUGUGUAGAAUACCUGGAGGGGUAUUCACUGCAGUCCCUGAAUCUUAUUAUGUUGAUGAUGAUGGAAAUGUAAAACAGUUUAGUGAUUUCGAAGAAUGGAGAUCUAAGAUGUUAUCAUCGUAUAAAGAUUCCCCUGCAACAAAAGGAGAUGCACAUCAGCUUAGAGAAAACAUACACAAUAUACGUGAUGAGAUUAAAGAUCUGAAACUCAGCUCAAUUCAUAGACAGCCAAUAAGUGACAAUUCUACGGUAAAUGACUCCAUUGUUGUAGGCAGAACUGUAGUAGGUGAAAUGUCUAGCAAUAUUGAAGAAUGGCAUUUAGUGGAAAAUUACAUCUAUACCGAAAGAUAUUAUCAGAAAUUAAAAAAAUGUAUGGAAACUAAAAAAUGUGUAAUUCUGAAAGGUUUGAUAGGAACAGGGAAAUCUGAGCUUGCUCUACAGUACUGCUAUAAAGUUAGAAAAAACAAUCCUAACAUCAUAGUCUAUAAGUUACGAUGUACAGAUACAAAUAUGUUUCAAAAAACAUUGCGUGAGCUUUGCAAAUGCCUCCCCAACAUAAAUAUAAUUGAAGAAGAAGACACUCAAAAAGAAACACUUAACAAACUAGAAGAUGCCAUAGUAAGGGGGAUGAGGGAUAGAGACGGAUAUCAGUUCUUGCUUCUAGAAGAUGUGAAUCUAAAUUCUAAACGUGCUGUGAAUGACUUUUUGAAGAAAUGUAAGCGCGUUGGAAACAUUAAACUAAUUGUGACAACCUCAGUGUCAUUAGAUUUAGAUCCAAUCACAGAUGAAGUAGUAGAAGUCAGUGGAUUUUCGGAAAAUGAAGCAGUAGAUUUUCUGGCAUAUGGCAAAAGUGGAGAUAGAGAGAAUUACUUACAGCUUGCCAGGAAAUUUAGCUGUAAUCCUAAAGGGUUGCAUAUUGCAAGGUCAUACAUGUCAUAGGCAGGUA